AUGAGAGCAAGAACUUCUCUCAAUACACCUAAUUUUACUCCUAAAAAUUCAUCAGGAAGAAAUGUAAAUGUCUCAACUCAAGAAUUUUAGUUCAGAAAUUCAAGACUAAUGUCAUCUCCAAUACAAAGCUCUCCAUAAAAAGAAAAUAGUUUGUCUCCAGAUACAUAAUAUCAAUCUAUCUAUUAUUAGGAAAAAAAGAAAAAACAAGAUAAAGCUUUUAUCCUUUAAAGGUUGAGAUAGUCGUUUGAAUAAAAACAUAUUAAAGAUCAGCUGAAUCUAAGGGGCUAAAAAACAUCUGUCAUAAAAUCAGUAAAUUCAUCUCCUAUAAAUAGAUAAAAUAUGAAGGGAAAUCCUGGCUUUGCUCAUUCUUAAAUGCAGAUGCCUAGAAUUGGUGAUCCAGUAAAAAAUCAAUAUGUUUAUAAUAGAUAAAGCAUCAAUGCUUUUCACCCAAGAAAAUCAGAAUUUCACAGUUCCUUUUAAUUUAUGUAUUAAGACAACUCACUUUAAUCUGGAGAGAGACAAAUGUAUUUGCUUGAAAAAUUGAGCAAGCAAAAAUAAGAUAAGCUAAAUUAGUAUUAAUUGAUGAGGCAGUCCAUUGAAAAUUAACAUAGAUUGAUGGAAUUACAGAAAAUGGAGAAGAUUUUCGAAAAGUAACGCCAAAUUGAAAAGAAACUAAACAAUGCAGCAUCCUAGAUAUAGAGAGCAUAUCGCUCAUGGAGAAUGCGAAAGUUCAAGGAUGUAGUAAUGAAGUAUGUUUAGAGAGAUAGAAUUGAAAUUGAAGAAGGUAAAGAAGUACUAUCUAAGGUUUUGGCAGAGAUGAAGCAUGAAACAAACCUGUACCUUGAAAAAUAUAAGGACAAGUACUCUAAUCUAAAUCCAAAUUAAUCAGAGGACUCUGAAUUAUCAUCUUUUGUAUCUUGA
Messenger RNA from Stylonychia lemnae, 921 nucleotides. The record is from the annotation of a GenBank genome assembly. NCBI's taxonomy places the organism in Eukaryota, Ciliophora, Spirotrichea, Sporadotrichida, Oxytrichidae.